Mus caroli (Ryukyu mouse) is the source of this 517-nucleotide messenger RNA. It is a transcript of the gene Ghrh, whose product is annotated as growth hormone releasing hormone. Gene Ontology annotation, biological process: regulation of protein localization; adenylate cyclase-activating G protein-coupled receptor signaling pathway; growth hormone secretion. The record is from RefSeq and is a predicted model, not a curated record. Gene Ontology annotation, cellular component: extracellular region; terminal bouton; perikaryon. NCBI's taxonomy places the organism in Eukaryota, Metazoa, Chordata, Mammalia, Rodentia, Muridae. Gene Ontology annotation, molecular function: neuropeptide hormone activity; growth hormone-releasing hormone activity; growth hormone-releasing hormone receptor binding.
ACUGGUGCUCCAGGUCGGCUCUCCAGGUUGCAGGUCUCUCCUGGUUGCGGCUCCCUGCUCAUCCGGCUCCCACAACACCACAGAGUCCCACACAGGAGUGAAGGAUGCUGCUCUGGGUGCUCUUUCUGAUCCUCAUCCUCACCAGUGGUUCCCACUGCUCACUGCCCCCCGCACCUCCCUUCAGGAUGCAGCGACACGUAGAUGCCAUCUUCACCACCAACUACAGGAAACUCCUGAGCCAGCUGUAUGCCCGGAAAGUGAUCCAGGACAUCAUGAACAAGCAAGGGGAGAGGAUCCAGGAACAAAGGGCCAGGCUCAGCCGCCAGGAAGACAGCAUGUGGACAGAGGACAAGCAGAUGACCCUGGAGAGCAUCUUGCAGGGAUUCCCAAGGAUGAAGCCUUCGGCAGACGCCUGAGCCCCCUGACCCCCAAACACAACUGUACCCUGUUACUUCUGCUUCAGUUCUGACCUUUUCUGUCCUCUGUAAAUGCAAUAAAACCCCCAUUCUCAUCUGCA